AGAUAUGUGAAGGCGCGGAAAUGGUUCAUUAGAGUGUUAAUGACAAAUUCCGACUUUUUGAAAUUUGUUGAAAACCCUUGGAUUGCUGAAGAAUCGCAUUCAUACGAACUACAACAACAGUGAAACCAAGCAAGCAAGUCUCUCUAGCGGAACUGUGUUUAGGCAUACAUAUAGUAGCAUAUCUCGGGACGAUGGAGUUGGACCCAGACGAUGUCUUCCGAGAUGAAGACGACGACCCUGAUAAUGAUUUCUACCAGGAAAGAGAAGCGAGCAAAGACCUAGUGGUAUACCUGGUGGAUGCUUCCCCCAAAAUGUUCCAGCUUACUUCUCUCCAGGAAAAUCAAGAGGAGGAAACUCACUUUCACGUUGCUGUCAGUUGUAUUGCCCAGGCACUGAAAACUCAAAUCAUUAAUAGGUCUUAUGAUGAAGUUGCAAUAUGCUUCUUCAACACAAGAGAGAAGAAGAAUUUGCAGGAUUUAAAUGGUGUUUAUGUAUUUAAUGUUGCUGAACGAGAGGAUCUAGACAGGCCGACUGCAAGACUCAUAAAAGAAUUUGAUUGCAUAGAAGAAUCAUUUACUAAGGAAAUAGGGAGUCAGUAUGGUAUACUGUCCGGGUCUCGUGACAAUUCUCUUUACAAUGCUCUGUGGGUUGCACAAGCACUGCUGCGUAAAGGAUCUGCGAAAACAGCUGACAAGCGAAUUCUGAUGUUCGCAAAUGAAGAUGAUCCUUUUGGGAGUAUGAAGGGAAUUACGAAGAUAGAUAUGACAAGGACAACAUUGCAACGAGCUAAAGAUGCACAAGAUCUUGGCAUCUCAAUUGAACUUCUUCCCUUAAGCAAGCCUGAUGUGGAGUUCAAUGUAUCCCUUUUCUACAGUGAUUUGCUUGGAUUGGAGGGUGAUGAUCUUACUCAGUUUUUGCCCUCAGUGGGAGAGAGAUUUGAAGAUAUGAAAGAUCAGUUAAGAAAACGUAUGUUCAAGAAGCGCAAAGUUCGAAGAAUUACAUUUUCAAUUUCCAAUGGUGUAACCAUAGAACUGAAUACAUAUGCUUUGAUUCGCCCAACUGUUCCAGGGGCAAUUACCUGGCUUGAUUCUGUCACCAAUGUUCCUUUAAAGACUGAAAGAUCAUUCCUCUGUGCGGAUACGGGUGCAUUAUUGCAGGAACCUGCAAAGCGUUUUCACGCUUACAAGAAUGAAAAUAUUAAGUUUUCAGUUGAGGAGCUUUCAGAAAUCAAGAGAGUUUCAACUGGACAACUUUGUCUUCUAGGUUUCAAGCCAUUGACAUGCUUAAAAGACUAUCACAAUCUGAGGCCAUCAACGUUUGUUUUUCCUAGUGAUGAGGAAGUGAUUGGAAGUACUUGCAUUUUCAUUGCUCUCCACAGAUCCAUGUUACGGCUCAAGCGUUUUGCAGUUGCAUUUUAUGGGAGUUCUACUCGUCCUCAAUUGGUUGCCCUUGUUGCACAAGAUGAGAUAAUCACUGCUAGUGGUCAAGUUGAGCCACCUGGAAUGCACAUGAUAUAUCUCCCAUAUUCUGAUGACAUUAGGCAAAUUGAAGAGCUCCAUUCAGAUGUAAACAGUAUGAUUCCUCGAGCAACUGAUGAUCAAAUUAAUAAGGCUACUGCUUUAAUGAAACGUAUAGACCUAAAAGAUUUUUCAGUAUGCCAAUUUGCUAAUCCUGCGUUGCAGAGACACUAUGCAGUGCUACAGGCUCUAGCUUUGGAUGAAGACGAGAUGCCAGAAAUCAAAGAUGAAACUGCUCCUGAUGAGGAAGGUUUGGCUAGGCCAGGAGUCGUUAAUGCAUUGGAAGAAUUUAAAAAUACCAUCUUUGGAGAAAACUAUGAUGACGGGAACGAGUUUGAGACCAAUGGGAAAGUAAGUGAAGCUUCCAGAAAAAGGAAAGCAAUUGCUGAAAAUGCAGCUAAGGAGUGUGCCAGCUAUGACUGGUCUGACCUUGCAGACAAUGGAAAGUUAAAGGAUUUAACGGUGGUGGAGUUGAAGUACUAUCUGUCAGCACACAACCUUCCUCUUGCUGGGAAAAAGGAAGCUUUGAUCAAUCGGAUUUUAGUUCACAUGGGCAAGUAAGAUGAGACCAUAGUGUCAUGGAAAGGGUGUGUAACUAGGGUUUUCUCUCUCUCUCUCUGAGUAAUAUAUACAAGGAGUCUAUAUAGACUUUUGAUGCUCUAUAGCUGUUAAGUGACUUGUAGUUCGGUUUUGUGUGCAAUCACCACUGGGUCUUCACAUCUAUGAAAUGCAAAACCCCUUGGGUUAAUUGUGUGCCUUCAAACUUGUAAUUGCUAUGAUGCAGGGAAUCUAUGAUUACCAUGAAAUUUGAAAAAAGCAGAAACA
Messenger RNA from Camellia sinensis, 2342 nucleotides. It is a transcript of the gene KU70, whose product is annotated as ATP-dependent DNA helicase 2 subunit Ku70-like protein. The record is from RefSeq and is a predicted model, not a curated record. Gene Ontology annotation, molecular function: telomeric repeat DNA binding; double-stranded DNA binding; damaged DNA binding. NCBI's taxonomy places the organism in Eukaryota, Viridiplantae, Streptophyta, Magnoliopsida, Ericales, Theaceae. Gene Ontology annotation, cellular component: nucleus; Ku70:Ku80 complex. Gene Ontology annotation, biological process: telomere maintenance; double-strand break repair via nonhomologous end joining.